Enterobius vermicularis (human pinworm) is the source of this 282-nucleotide messenger RNA. NCBI's taxonomy places the organism in Eukaryota, Metazoa, Nematoda, Chromadorea, Rhabditida, Oxyuridae. The record is from the annotation of a GenBank genome assembly.
AUGGCUGGGUCAGCUAGUUUGCGUAAUCAGAAGGAAGUAGUUACGCCACCUUUGAAAGGAUCUUUUCUGCUUGAUCGAGAAGGUAAAUGUAAAUUGGAGAUGUUGGAUUACAUGCUUUGUUUGGACGAACGCAAGAAUGUUACUGAAAAUUGCCGCUCUCUAGCUAAAGAGUAUUUGGAGUGUCGAAUGAAAAACAAACUGCUUGAACGCGACGACUGGGAAUAUCUUGGAUUUGCAGAUGAGAAGCCAAAGGUGGCCGGCGAAAAUAAGGAUAAACGUUGA